Messenger RNA from Astyanax mexicanus (Mexican tetra), 4584 nucleotides. RefSeq names its product NACHT, LRR and PYD domains-containing protein 12-like. Lineage: Eukaryota; Metazoa; Chordata; Actinopteri; Characiformes; Acestrorhamphidae. Gene Ontology annotation, molecular function: protein binding. The transcript is spliced from 8 exons. The record is from RefSeq and is a predicted model, not a curated record. The coding region runs from base 871 to 4086 and encodes 1071 amino acids.
CAGGGGUUUUUACCUGAUGGUGGUCGUGACGAUAUUUGCUUUGGUACUUUGGGCGUCCCCUCCCACCGUCAGUGUGUAGUCAUUCUCCACAGGCUGCUGCUGCUUCUCUUGGGAUUUAUAUAUGUGUGUGUGUGUGUGUGUGUGUGUGUGUGUGUGUGUGUGUGUGUGUGUGUGUGUGUGUGUGUUAUAUAAUAGUGAACUGCCUGGCCUCAGUGUCGAAGGAGCUACAGGAAAGUCAGCAGAAUUUAUACAAUAAACAUUUCAUAGAAUUUAAUCAGACUUAAACGAAAAAUGUAAAGAGAUUUUUUUUAAACAUAAAAAUAAUUCUCUGAACUAAAUAUUUCUAGUCAGCACAACUUCUAGUGGAUUUCUUCAAAAGUUAAAAUUUUCACAAAACACUACAAAUCUAUUAUAGUAAAUCUCCUUGUAAAUUAGCGUAUUCUAAACUUCACCGGUUUCCCCCACUUCACUGGAUUUCUGUAGAUCUGCUUCUGUAACUCUACUGUUCUCUUCUAUUUCUACUCUGAUCUAAUACCUUCAGAGUCUCUAACAGAUACAGAACUGAAUUCAUACUGCAUCUGUGGGCUUCCUGUAUGUAGCUGUGUCUGAGUUUGAGUUGUGAAACUGUUUCCUGUUACGCAGAUCUGCUUGCUCUCUUUACUCAUCAGUUUUAUAACGGAGCUGCACUGAAGUCUGGCUUUAAAAGCUUCCUCUACAGAUCAGAAGAGGUUUUAUAUGGAAAGUUUAUGAUCAGAAUGAUCUAAAAGCUAAAUUCUAUCCUCUGUUCCAGAUCUAAAAGUACAGGAGUUUAGAAGCUGAGGACUAAAAGCUCAUGGACUGAUACAGCUCUGCUCACAGCAGUGAUUCAGGAUGGCGAAUGCUGAAGAUGUGUUGCUAGAGGCUCUACAGGACUUGGAGAGUAAGGAACUAAAAUCAUUCACUCGACACCUGACCAAUGGUGUGGAAGGGUUUGACCGGAUUGGUAGGGGUCUGUUGGAGAACGCAGGAAGAGAAGAGAUUGUGGAUAAGAUGGUGGAGAGAUAUAAAAUCAGUGGAGCUGUAAAGAUCACACUGACCAUCCUGAAGAAGAUACACAAGAACCGUCUGGCUGAGGAACUGGAUGCUAAACUCAGUAGAGGUGGAGCAGGUGGAGGACAGGUAAGGAGUGAGAGUUCAGCAGCCUCUUCUACUACACUGACUGCAGGUAAACUCAUUAAUGAACAACACUGCAUCAAGUUGAAGGACACUCUGAAAUUGAACUAUGAGCGUGUAAUUGAGUGCUCACAGACAGGUCAUCAGGAGUUCCUGGAAGAUAUCUACACUGAUCUCGUUAUAGUGCAGAAUAAAAGUGGAGGAGUCAUUAAUGAACAUGAAGUGAUGCAAAUAGAGAUGUCUCCCAAUAAAGCUGGCAGUGAGGAAGAGUGUAUAAAAUGCUGUGAUAUUUUUAAAGUCCAGCCGGGUACAGGUAGACGGAACAGAAAAGUGAUGACAAUGGGAAUUGCAGGAGUCGGGAAAACUGUGUCAGUCAACAAAUUCAUACUGGACUGGGCAGAAGGAAAGGAGAACCAGGACAUUCAGUACAUUUUCCCUCUACCCCUCCGUGAACUAAAUCUGAAGAAAGAGAAGGAGUUCAGUUUGAUUGGACUACUGAAUAACUGCUUUUUCUCCUCAAAGCCUGCACUGAAGUCUCUUCCAGAAGAAGAUGGUAAAGUGCUGUUUAUUUUUGAUGGGCUGGAUGAGUAUCGUUACCCACUGGAGUUUAAAGAUGGAGAGGAAGUAAAAGAUGUGAAUGAGAAGAGUACAGUGGGCUCACUGAUCACAAAUCUCAUCAACAGAAAUUUGCUUUCCUUUUCUCUAGUCUGGGUAACUUGUCGACCAGCAGCAGCGCAUCUGAUUCCCCAGAAAUACAUCAAUCUGGUGACAGAAGUACGAGGAUUUAAUGAUGAACAGAAGAAAGAGUACUUCAUCAAAUACUGCAAAACAGAAGAUGUAGCAGAGAAAAUAAGUUCACACAUAAAGAAGUUAAAGAGUCUCCACAUCAUGUGUCAAAUCCCAGUCUUCUGCUGGAUCUCUGCCACUGUGCUUCAGCCACUGAUGGAUAAAGAGAGUGAGAAGAACAUCCCCAAAACCCUGACAGAAAUGUACAUGAGCUUCCUACUGCAGCAGAAAAACCUGAUGAAGGAGAAAUACAGUCAGAAGACUGACCCUGAGCGCAUCAUUCUGAAGCUCGGUGAACUGGCCUUGAGUAAUCUUGAGAGUGGAGAGCUGAACUUCUAUGAGGAUAAUCUUAAGGAAUGUGGGAUUGAUGUUACUGAUGGUACAGUGUUCUCAGGAAUGUGUACACAGAUUUUCAGCCAGCAGAAGGGAAUUUCUGAGAGGAACAUUUUCAGCUUUGUGCAUCUGAGUGUUCAGGAAAGCCUUGCGGCUGUAUAUGUGCAUCACUCCCACUGCAAUAAGAAGAAGAAUGUGUUCAAAAAGAAGACAUUUGGAAACAUACUUCUUCGGAAGAAGAACACAGUAACAGAUCUCCAUAAGAGUGCAGUGGACAGAGCUUUGCAGAGUGAAAAUGGACACCUGGACCUUUUCCUCCGCUUUCUCCUCGGCCUCUCUGUGGAGGACAGUCAGAAGGUUCUGACCGAACUUCUGCCAAACCUGAAGAUUAAAGCAGAGAGCGUUAGCAACACAGCUAUCUACAUUAAGGAGAAACUAAAAGAGGAAAUGCAUUCAGACAGAAGCCUGAAUCUCCUCCACUGCCUGAGUGAACUGAAGGACAACUCACUCACUGCUGAAAUCCAGAACUUCCUGAACUCAGGAACUCUCUCAAAACAGGAACUCUCAUCCCCACAGUGGUCAGCUCUGAUCUUUGUGCUGAUGAUGUCAGAGGAAACUCAGAAGAAGUUUGAACUGAAGAAAUACAGUGCGUCAGAAGAAGGACUGAGGAGAUUACUGCCUGUGGUGAAAAACACGCAGCGAGCUCUACUAGCUUCAUGUAAUCUUGGAGAAAAGACAUGUGAAAGUCUGGGAUCAGUUUUGAAGCUGGAAAACUUCUCCAUAAAGGAAAUAGAUCUCAGUAACAAUGACCUGCAGGAUUCAGGAGUGGAGCUGCUUUCUGCUGGACUGAGGAGUUUACACUGUAAACUGCAGAUUCUCAGAUUAUCUGGGUGUAUGAUCACAGAAAAAGGCUGUUCUUCUCUGGCUUCAGCUCUGAGUUCAAACCCCUCCCACCUGAAAGAGCUGGAUCUGACCUACAACCACCCAGGAGAGUCUGGAGAGAAGCUGCUUUCUGCCAGACUGGAGGAUCCACACUGCUCACUGGAGACACUCAGAAUGGAACAUGGAGGCGAAAUAAGAAUCAAACCUGGAUUAAAGAAAUACGGCUGUGAUUUCACACUGGAUCUAAACACAGUAAACCCUGGUCUCUCUCUGAGUGAGGAGAACAGGAGGGUGGAGAGGAGAAAGGAGCUGCAGUCGUAUCCUGAUCAUCCAGAGAGAUUUGAUUAUUAUCCGCAGGUUCUGAGUAGAGAGAGAGUAACUGGUGUAACUGGUGAUACUGGUGUUACUGGUGAUACUGGUGUAACUGGUGUAACUGGUGUAACUGGUGAUACUGGUGAUACUGGUGUAACUGGUGUAACUGGUGUAACUGGUGAUACUGGUGUAACUGGUGAUACUGGACGCUGUUACUGGGAGGCUGAGUGGAGAGAUGGAGGAGGAGGAGGAGUUGAUGUAGCUCUGAGUUAUAAAACCAUCAGCAGGAAAGGAGGAAGAUCAGACUGUCGGUUUGGAGAGAAUAUAAACUCCUGGAAUCUGAUCUGCUCUGAUUACAGAUACUCUGUUCUUCACAAUAAUAACAGAACUGUUCUCUCCACUCCUCCCUCCGACUGUAGGAGAGUAGGAGUGUAUGUGGACUGUCCCUCCGGCACUCUGUCCUUCUACAGAGUCUCCUCUGAUACACACUCACACACUCUCACACAUUUACACACAUUCUACACCACCUUUACUCAACCCCUCUAUGCAGGGAUUGGGUUUAAUAGUUUGUUUUUGGUUAAAAAUGUUGGCUCCAGAGUGACUCUGUGUAAAAUAGAAUAACCCUGUGUGUGUAUAGUGUGUGUGUGUUUGUAUAGUGUGUGUGUGUGUGUGUGUUUAUAGUGUGUUUGUGUAUAGUGUGUGUGUGUAUAGUGUGUGUGUGUAUAGUGUGUGUGUAUAGUGUGUGCGUGUGCAUAGUGUCUGCGUGUGUGUGUAUGUGUCUAUAUGUGUCAGGGGACCAAUCACAGCGGCUGCUGUCUUUGUCGCUUAGUUACAUAUCUGGAUUAAAGGACAUCAAGGAAUGCGAUUAAUAAGCGCCAAUGUUUUAAUGCAUAUUUUUUAUGUGAUUAAUUAAUGGAAAAUAACGGGGUAUAAAUUAACGCUGAUUAUUCGCCUUCUUUGACGCGACGCAGACACGCCUUCGCACAAGUAUAAACGCUCACGGUAUUGAGAAGUAGAUUUACAGUGGAAAGACUUUUAAUAAAUUGUAUAAUUCAUGUUAUAUUUCUGAUUGUAAAGAUGUCUGAUAUGUUUCUGAAAUAAAAAGAUGGGGAAUUUGAA